This is a messenger RNA of Penicillium samsonianum, 2034 nucleotides long. Its product is annotated as putative phenol hydroxylase. The transcript is spliced from 5 exons. Gene Ontology annotation, molecular function: FAD binding. Lineage: Eukaryota; Fungi; Ascomycota; Eurotiomycetes; Eurotiales; Aspergillaceae. The record is from RefSeq and is a predicted model, not a curated record. The coding region runs from base 1 to 1923 and encodes 640 amino acids.
AUGACAAUUUCAAAUAAAAAACAAGUUGAUGUUCUGAUCAUUGGUGCUGGCCCAAUGGGGCUAAUGACUGCACUAUGGAUGGCAGAGCUAGGAAUCAAAACGUGUAUCAUUGACGAUAAAGGAACGAGAGCCUUAAAUGGUCGCGCCGAUGGGUUUCAUGUGCGCACAGCAGAGAUCUGGGACAGUUUCGGUAUCUAUGGAGUCCUGCAGCAGUUUGGAGUCAGAUUUGAUGAAUGGUGUCUUUGGGCUCCGGGAGAUGAUGGUCGGUUGUCAAGACAACAACGGCAGGGCAUGAUGGGGCUAGAUGUCUCAAGGCUGAACACCUGCACCAUGCAUCAAGGUAAUACGGAAGCCACUCUGCUCGAUGCAAUCCGACAACGAUCCGGCCCAGAGGUCGAACGAGGUGUAGUGCCCAUUUCUAUGGAGCUUGAUGAAAGUCUUGUCGACGACCCUGAGGCAUACCCGGUGAAGGUCCAACUGCGACACCAACGACAAGAAGAUUUAGCCGUGUGGAGGACCAAUUCGCAUAGUAUUCAGCCAGGUGGUGUGAUCCAGGAAGAAAAGGGAAAGAUCCAGGGGAUUAUCUCUCCAUCGUCUGCUACCAAGAACGACACUAUCCCCCGGGUCAGCAGUGAUGAGGGAAGCACAACAACCAUCCAUGCAAAAUAUGUCGUUGGGAGUGACGGUGCUCAUAGUUGGGUGCGCCGCCAGUUGGGCUUCUCAAUGGAAGGCACCUCCACCGAUGCAGUUUGGGGAGUCGUUGAUGCUGUGCUUAUCACCGACUUUCCAGACUUUCGCAAACACUGCACCAUCCUUACCCAGCAUGGAACCAUUCUCAGCGUUCCACGGGAGGAUGGCAUGACUCGGUUAUAUGUCCAACUUCCACCGUCCUUCUCAAACGUAUCGGUGACGGACUCUAGAGUGGGAACACAAAUUAUUGCCGUCGCUCGCCAGAGCCUGUUCCCUCAUACUUUGGCGUAUUCCUAUUGCGACUGGUGGACCAUCUACCGUGUGGGCCAACGUGUAGCCACCAGCUUUGCGCACCGGGACCGCAUCUUCCUCGGUGGUGAUGCGGUGCACACUCAUACCCCUAAGUGUGGCCAAGGCAUGAAUGUCUCCAUGCAAGAUGCCUUCAAUCUGGGGUGGAAGUUGGCCGGAGUGAUUCAGGGCCAGCUUCACCGCAGUGUUCUACAGACAUACCAGUCGGAACGCCGGCCCGUCGCCCAGGAUCUUAUCAACAUCGAUACAAGUCUAGCUAACGCCCUGACCAAUGAAACCAUGUCCGAUCCUGUGGGAGUUGGGCAGGUGUACGAGCGGCUCCGGAAUUAUGCAAGCGGCGCCAAUAUCUGCUACCCUCCCGGUAUGCUGGUGGCAAGCGCCACAACGGCGAAGCAACAUUUGGCCAGCCAUCUGAGACUAGGCAUGCGGUUUCCCAGUCACCCGGUCAUCAACCACUCCAGUGCUGUUCCUGUCGAGAGCCAAACCCUCCUCCAAAGCGACGGUCGAUGGCGGGUGUUGGUCUUCGCCGGCGAUGUGACGAAUCCGACCCAGCUGGAGCGUGUGAACCAGCUAGGCAAAUAUAUCAGCCAAUUGGUCACUCAAUUCCGGUCGAUUCGUGAUGAUCAGCCUUUUGUGGAAAGCUUGGUCUUUUACUACGGUCGUCUGGAUCAGGUGGAGCUAGGUGACUUCCAUGACACCUUCUUCCCCUUUGAUGCGUCCCGGGGAUAUAACUACAAUCUAAUAUUUUCUGAUCCACCUGCUUCACUCUCUCAAGGUCGUCCAGAGUCUGCACAUGUGAAAUAUGGCAUCAGUUGCGGCAGGGGCUGUAUGGUUGUGACCCGACCUGAUCAAUGCGUGGGUUGGAUAGGGGACCUGGAGGAUGAACAGGAGUUGAAACGGUAUUUUGCUGGAAUUAUGCGAUAGGGCUAUUGGGAAAGAUGGUUUUCACGUACUCGGCUGCUUUAAUUGAAAAUAAGUCUUCUGAUAUUGUCGUGUAAUGGUUACUGCGAUUGACUGAUGUUCCCUUGCGAGAAU